UGAACUAAACCCAGUCUCCUGGGCUUUUUUUUUUAUCUUUCUUAAGUAAAAUACUGAGAACCUGGUAAGGAAAAUUCAACUGAAGAAAAAACCUAGAGCUGACAUUUUCUUCUUUAUCUCCCACCUGCACUUAUAAUGUUCUGCCUUCUAUAACAUUAAUUUUCGAGAGCCUUGUUCAACUUCCUGUGUCUGGAAGGUCAUUUGACUCAUUGAAGAGUUGACAGGAUCAUACACUUGUGUGGGAGAGAAGGGGAUUUUAUACUCCAAUGAAACACCCAAGUUUUGAAAUGCUAAGAAAUCUGGAUGACUUCUUGCUGAAUAGAAAUUAUUUCUGAAGGUCUACUCUUGGUGCGUUGAAACAGGACAAUUUGAGGCGGACUCUGAGAAAAUGUUGGAUUCAAUCAAGUGUGUCCUGGUUGGAGACUCUGCAGUGGGGAAAACAUCACUCUUGGUACGUUUCACCUCUGAGACUUUUCCAGAUGCUUACCGGCCCACCGUGUAUGAAAACACAGGGGUGGAUGUCUUCAUGGAUGGUGUGCAAAUUAGUCUUGGCCUUUGGGAUACAUCAGGCAGUGAAGCCUUCAAAGGUAUCCGUCCCCUCUCCUAUCAACAGGCUGAUGUAGUACUAAUGUGCUAUUCAGUGGCGAACCACAAUUCCUUUUUAAACCUGAGGAGUAAGUGGAUGUCUGAGAUCAGGAACCAUUUGCCCCGAAUCCCUGUUUUAGUGGUGGCCACUCAGACUGACCAGCGAGAAACAGGACCCUAUCGUUCAUCCUGCAUCAGCCCACUAGAUGGGAAGCGGCUGGCCCGGGAGGUCAAAGCCAAAGGCUACUUGGAAUGCUCUGCCCUCAGCAACAGAGGAGUGCAGCAGGUAUUUGAGCAUGCAGUCCGGACUGCAGUGAAUCAAGCCAAGAAACAGAAUAGGAGGAAGCUCUUUUCUAUUAAUGAGUGCAAGAUCUUUUAAGUUCUUUCAGUUGCCUUUUGGCCACAUCACUUCUUUCCUUACACAGAGGUAUACCAGCUCAGAAAAUGGAAGGUGAGAUGGCCUCUGAGAGAGAACCACAAUGCUGGUGUUUUUGAUGAGCCACUUAUACUUUCAAUCUGACCUACUUUUUUUCCCUUUCCAUGGAUGAUACCUUCAAAACUGAAAAGUGCAGCUAAAUUUCCUUUCUGCACCAAACUGCAACAGAACUCUUGUUACCAUAGGCUGUUUGGUCAAAAAGUACUGGAAUGAGCCUGAAAUGGAGAAGCUGGGAUCAUGUCCAUCAUCUUUAUUUUUUUAAUUGUAGUUGUUGGUUUAUUUGUCCCCAUUUAUUUAACAAUAGAAGACUUUUUGUUUGGACUGAAAAUCCUGCUGACAGAUUUUCCAUAUGGAGUCUUUGAUUCUAAAAAUGUUGUAUAUAAAGUCUAACCAUUGUAUAGUUUAUUUAAAAAGACUUGUACAUUUUGUUUUAAACCUUUCUAAUACAGAGUGUUGGCAUAUUUUCUUCUUCUAGCUAGCCACAAAUACAACUGGGCAUAUCUGUAAAAUAAUGUUCUAGGGCCAAACUCUACAGUUGUCACCCAGGCAAAACUGGGAGAUAGUAAUAGCUGGGAACUGGAAUGCUCAGGGGAUCAUUAAUGGAACAGAACCUUUCACCUUUGCUACUUCAAAUCUAGCCUGCCCAGCCCAGGAGUGACCAAAAGCUAUUGGCAUUUGAUAGCUAGCUUAUGUCAAAUUUAUUUUGUGGUCUCAGUCUAACUCCCAGAAGACUAGCAACUGUUUCAACAAGAAGGACAAGGACUAGAUGGGCCUGAGGAAACUGACCUGCUCUCUCAUCCCCAAAAGGGCACUGGUUUCAGACCUGGUAUAAGGACAUUCAUACUGUCUUUACAUGUGCUGCCCUUCUUCUGUUGGCAGAAGAUUUUGGUCUUCAGAGAUGAGCUAUUUUUAUGAGCACUAAAAUUC
Alligator sinensis (Chinese alligator) is the source of this 1948-nucleotide messenger RNA. It is a transcript of the gene RHOH, whose product is annotated as ras homolog family member H. Gene Ontology annotation, biological process: small GTPase-mediated signal transduction. The transcript is spliced from 2 exons. Gene Ontology annotation, molecular function: GTP binding; GTPase activity. The record is from RefSeq and is a predicted model, not a curated record. The coding region runs from base 389 to 964 and encodes 191 amino acids. Lineage: Eukaryota; Metazoa; Chordata; Crocodylia; Alligatoridae.